Messenger RNA from Penicillium cinerascens, 915 nucleotides. Its product is annotated as NmrA/HSCARG family protein. NCBI's taxonomy places the organism in Eukaryota, Fungi, Ascomycota, Eurotiomycetes, Eurotiales, Aspergillaceae. Bases 1 to 915 code for a protein of 304 amino acids. The transcript has 3 exons. The record is from RefSeq and is a predicted model, not a curated record.
AUGUCUAAAUUGAUCACCGUCUUCGGCGCCACUGGAAACCAGGGUGGUUCUGUGAUUGACGCCAUUCUUGCCGACCCGCAGCUCUCGAAGGAAUUCAAGAUCCGCGGUAUCACUCGCGACACCACCAAGAAAUCAGCUCAGGACCUGGCUAAGCGGGGUGUCGAAGUUGUCACCGCCGAUUUGGGCUCCGUCGACUCUCUGGCCACGGCUCUUGAGGGCUCUCACACCGUCUUCCUGGUCACUAACUACUGGGAAACGAUGAAUGCCGACAUCGAAUUCUCGCAGGGAAAGAAUGUGGCCGAUGUCUCCAAGGCCGUUGGUGUUUCCCACCUCAUCUUCUCUUCCCUCCACCACGUGACGGAAGAAAGCAAGGGCCGUCUCACCCACGUUCCUCAUUUCGAUAGCAAGGCCAACGUCGAGAAGUAUAUCCGCGCCUCGGGAGUUGGAUGCAGCUUUGUCCUUCCCGGAUACUACAUGAGCAACUUCACGUCGAUGCUCAAACGGGCCGAAGAUGGCUCAUACCAGCUUUUCUACCCUGUUGGCAAGCAAGCCAAGUUCCCUCUGUUCGAUGCCGCCAAAGAUACAGGUCUCUUUGUGAAGGCCGCAAUUAAGCACGCGGAUCAGUUGAAGAACAAACAAAUCCUGGCAGCUGCCCAGUACUACACUCCUGAGGAGAUUGUGGACACCUUCUCUCAGGUUACCGGCAAGAAGGCUGUCUUCAUGCAGAUUUCUUCGGAACAGUACAAGGCCGCCUUGCCUCCUGCCAUAGCGGAAGAGUAUCUUGAGAACCAGCUGUUUGUGGAAGAGCCCGGCUACUACUUGGGGGAGCCUCUCGAGCCUAGCCUGAAACUCCUUGACUCCAGACCCACUACCUGGGCGGAGUUUGUCCAAAAGAACGCUUCUGCUUGGGAAUAA